AUGGCUAACAAUGAUUUAAUAUUGACUUCAUAUCAAUUAUCUAUAUUGCCAUGUAUUACCCUUAUUUUCUGGUCUCUAUUUCUUAUCAUCUUUAGAAUUGAUGGAAGUGGGAGAUGGAGUGAAGACAUCCAUUCGUUCAUUCUUAAUUCAAGGGGACAUCUAAAUAUAACUUGGUUUGUGUUUAAUGAAACGAAGGAAUUGUGCUCAUGUUUUACCAAAGAUUUUAAUGAAUGUGAUCGUACUCAAAUGAAAGGAGAAAAACAUUACUUGUGUACAUAUCCCAUUAAAUAUGGUGAUGGUCUAAUCACCUACUGUAAUAAAUCGAAUUAUGAUGUAGAUUCCCUUUCAUAUGAUGAUGACUACAUUUCACUUUAUGUAAUUAAACCCACAAAUAAUUGUCAACCAUAUGGAGAACCUUCAAGGUUGGUACGACAAAAGCUCCAAUUACCAUGUCCGUUUUGCUACGAAUGA
Messenger RNA from Schistosoma spindalis, 471 nucleotides. Lineage: Eukaryota; Metazoa; Platyhelminthes; Trematoda; Strigeidida; Schistosomatidae. The record is from the annotation of a GenBank genome assembly.